AUGAACUCCACCUACUUACCCUGGGGUGAUGAGUUCUAUGAACAGAUUCACAGACUCCCAAUGGGCUCAUCCCUAUCCCCUAUUCUAACCGAAAUUUACAUCACAGAACUAGAAGAGAAAGCACUACAAACUGCAACCGUCAAACCAACCUGCUGGUACCGGAAAGUGUAUGAUACUUUCGUCAUCCUCCAACCUGAUCAUGAUCCCACCCAGCUUCUCAUCCAUCUAAACAACCAACACCCCUGCAUCAAAUGUACGAUGGAGUCAGAGCAGAACAAGAAAUUACCUUUCCUUGACGUCCUUGUAUCCCUCACAUCCUCCAACCAUCUCCAGACCACUGUGUACAGGAAACCUAGCCAUUCGGAUCAGUACAUGCAGUACAACUCCAAGUAUGCAGGAUAA
Messenger RNA from Haliotis rubra (blacklip abalone), 402 nucleotides. RefSeq lists its product as uncharacterized. The coding region runs from base 1 to 402 and encodes 133 amino acids. The record is from RefSeq and is a predicted model, not a curated record. The transcript has a single exon. NCBI's taxonomy places the organism in Eukaryota, Metazoa, Mollusca, Gastropoda, Lepetellida, Haliotidae.